This is a messenger RNA of Megalops cyprinoides (Indo-Pacific tarpon), 3638 nucleotides long. RefSeq names its product regulator of chromosome condensation (RCC1) and BTB (POZ) domain containing protein 2 (gene rcbtb2). Gene Ontology annotation, molecular function: protein binding. Lineage: Eukaryota; Metazoa; Chordata; Actinopteri; Elopiformes; Megalopidae. Bases 279 to 1862 code for a protein of 527 amino acids. The record is from RefSeq and is a predicted model, not a curated record. The transcript is spliced from 12 exons.
GAAGAGGAUAGGAUUAUCUUCUCGCCGAAUCCAUGAACUCGACGAUCUUCUGUGGUGCCUGGACAGUCAGGAAAUCCUCAGGCGUAAAUGAAAAGGCAUAAGGCUGAUAUUUAUAUUUUUGUGCUGUAAUAACAGCCGAUGCGCGGGCGUCAGAAAUGUCGUUUCGUUAUAUUUUUGAGUAAACAAUGCCACACAAACAACGGGAAGUAUUGUCAAUGCCGGGGAAAGAGAAAGAGCUUCGUUGACGACUAGGAAUCCAAGCUAUACUUGCUGGGAGCAUGCUAGAUGUGGGAAAGUGGCCAGUAUUUGCCCUCUUGCCCCCGGAGGAACUGCGCCUGAUUCGCCAGGCAUGUGUGUUUGGCAGCGCGGGGAAUGAAGCCAUCUACGUCACCGUCAACGAUGAGGUCUUCGCCCUGGGAACAAACUGCAGCGGCUGUCUGGGGCUGGGGGACGUGCAGAGCACCAUCGAGCCCCGCAGGGUAGACGUGCUCUGUGGGAAGAAGAUUGUGUCUCUCAGCUACGGCACGGGGCCGCACGUGGUCAUCGCCACAGCAGAUGGAGAGGUGUAUGCAUGGGGGCACAAUGGCUACAGCCAGCUGGGCAAUGGCACCACCAACCACGGCCUGACCCCGGCUCAAGUGUCCACCAACCUGCUGAACAAGAAGGUGACAGAGGUGGCCUGUGGGUCCCAUCACACCAUCGCCCGCACCACCGAGGGGGAGGUGUAUGCAUGGGGGUACAACAACUCGGGCCAGGUGGGCUCUGGCUCCACCGCCAACCAGCCCACCCCUCGCCGGGUCAGCAGCUGCCUGCAGAACAAGGUGGUGGUGAACAUCGCCUGUGGCCAGCUCUGCUCCAUGGCUGUGCUGGACAAUGGGGAGACAUACGGCUGGGGCUACAAUUGCAAUGGUCAGCUGGGCUUGGGAAACAAUGGGAACCAGCAAACCCCUUGUCGUAUCGCCGCCCUACAGGGCAUCAACAUUGUGCAGAUCGCCUGCGGGUACGCGCACACGCUUGCCCUCACGGAUGAGGGAUUCCUCUAUGCAUGGGGUGCCAACUCUUACGGACAGCUGGGCACAGGCAACAAGAGCAACCAAGCGGUGCCUGUUCUCGUUAGCAUGGACAAGGAGAGAUUGGUGGAGGUAGCUGCCUGUCAUACCAGCCACACGUCUGCAGCCAAGACCCAGAGCGGCCAGGUGCUGAUGUGGGGUCAGUGCCGAGGCCAGGCGGUGGCCACCCCCCACCUCACGCACUUUGCCAGCACCGACGACGUCUUUGCCUGCUUCGCCACGCCCGCUGUCACCUGGCACCUCCUUACUGUGGAUGGGGAUGAUUACUUGACCGUGGCACAGUCCCUGAAAAAGGAGUUUGACAGCCCAGAGAUCUCUGACCUGAAGUUCCUGGUGGAUGGGAAGUGUAUUCAUGUUCACAAGGCCCUGCUGAAAAUCAGGUGUGAGCAUUUCCGGGCCCUGCUGAAUGAGACUGAUGAGGAGUCCAUUGAGAUCCACCAGUUCUCUUACCUGGUGUACCGUGCUUUCCUGGAAUACCUGUAUACUGACACCAUCAACCUGCAACCGGAGGAUGCUAUCGGGCUCCUGGACCUGGCCACUUUCUACCGAGAGACUCGUCUGAAGCGGCUGUGCCAGGAGGCCAUCAAGCGGGGCAUCUCGGAGGAGAACGCCAUUACCCUGCUCUCAGCAGCCGUCAAGUACGAGGCUCGGGACCUGGAGGAGUUCUGCUUCAAGUUCUGCGUCAACCACCUGACAGCCGUGACCCAGACUCAGGCCUUUGCGGAGAUGGACCACGACCUGCUCAAGAACUUCAUCAGCAAAGCCAGCCGUUAUGGAGCCUUCAAAAACUGAGCAGCUAGGAUGCAGAGAGAUGGAGGGAGAAAGGGGAAUAGGCAUGGACGGAUAGGAGAGACAGAGUGGAGGGCCAGCACCAAGCUCAUCAGAGUAAGGCCAAGGUUCCUUAAAGACUGAUCUCAGUUUAGCUGUCUCCUAACAGGGGAAACAGUGAGACAUAAAUCUCAGCCUAUUAGUAGACUUCCAGCCCUACCCCCUGCCACACACACACACACAAUGAGAGCAUAGAUGAGGUAUUAUCUCAAGCAUAGGAGAAAGACAGCUAGAAUGAAGUUAAUUCAUCACUAAAAGGGGGCAUUAGGGUCACCUGAUUAUGUGAGAAACAAAGCCGGAGCUUCCUUUUGAUAAAGAAAGUAAACAAAAGCACCAAAUGCAAAAUGUACUGCUCUGGGUACUGUGGGCACAUUCAGGAAACGUGGGGCUUGAUAAUGGAACAAUAAUAUAUCUCCACAGAUGAGAUAAUGAACAUUUCUUUGAUGGCAAUUACUGGGAUCAUGGGAGACAUUCCAAUCUUGUGUAGGUAGAACAGGAAAAAGGGGAUAAAUUUUCAAUGAAUACUAAGAGGGCGGCACGUAGUUAAUGGCGGCCAUGAGAUACGAUAGGAUUUUCAAGUAGGAACGCAUUUCAUUGAAUCCUUCCAGAAAAGACUAGCUUCUAGAAUUUAGAGACUUUAAAUUCAUGAAAAGAAAGAAACGCAUUUUAAUAACAAAAUAUAGUAUUGUUUAUGAGUCAGUGUUUGAUGGUGGGCAUAAAAGAGAAGUAUCCAUUUAGAGGUGUUUUUUUUUUUUUUUUACUGACAUUUGACUGACUGUUUAAUCCGACCCUUGAAUAAUGUGUCUAUAAGCGUUUAUAUAUUGUAUGUUUUGUUAAAUGGAUAUUUACAGAAUAUAUUUGAAAAGGUCAAAGGGAUUUUCCACUAAUAUGUGGUUUCCAUAGAGCCCUGUGUCCCAGCAUAUAUUGUACUGUUACUAUGUUUUUAUGUCUUUUUGUAUUUUAGACAAAAUUUAUAGAGAGCUCCUCCACUUUGUGGUUUGUCUCUAAAAGCAUAACUGUUUAGAGAUGGUCUAGACAGACCAUAUUGACACGGAAUAAUGAUCCGAAGUGAUGUUUACUGGCUGGUGAUGCAGACCUUUCAGUGUUGAUGAUUAACUUUCCAUGCAUGUAGCUUGUUGUUCUUUAGAACAGGUCACAGGGUUAUUGCAGGAUAUCGGCAAAUAUGCAUGAAUUAUCAUUAUCUGUGUAUGACAACACUAAUGGCAAACCUGUCAUCAGCCAUGCACCUAUACGUCAAUACAAUCAAGUAUGACUACGUAAUUUCCUGACUUAUAUUUCUUGUCCGUCUUUUUUGAGGGUGUUGCACAUUGUUAACUCCCUCUAUGACAAACCCGAUACCCCUGGACGAUAAGCUUAGUAGUAACGCUGGUAUUUUGAAAAGCUUUACCAUUUAUGCACAGUUUGAGAGUACUGACUUACAGGCCCAAUCGUCAAUAUUUUCUCAGUGGGGAGCUUCACCCCUUCCUUUGCAGCACAACUGCAGUUGUAUAGUAUAGGUCCAUCUGUAUAUUGCCAGUGAGAUCCUUCCUUUGCUGAUAUAUUGCAGUUACCACUGAAAAAUGUCCAGGUCCAGAGUAAGGAGCUCUAGUUCUUUCUGAGAUGUGAUAAAAACCUGCAGCCUAAAGGGACUAUUUGUCUGAAUCAAACAGUAAUGAUAAUACUUCCAACAUGAGCACCAAGUAAGUGUUCUACAGCUAUCUAUGGUGAGCGAUCCAUGAA